AUGUUGUCGCUGGCUCGCACCUCGCAAGCCAGAGCCGCAGCCACGGCAAACGCUCAAGCCAGAGCCGUGGCUUGUCGCGGCGUGGGAACUCAAGCCCCGUGGAAACACCAACGAGGCGAAAGUCAAAAGCACAGACAAAGACAGCCACACAGAGAUUCUGCUAUAGAGACUGAAGAGACUCGCUACAAGCCGCAGUCGAGAAAAAUCCAGGCCAAGGAAGCAGCUGCUUUAGGCGGUCCGCAACACCAGACUGCGACUUCGGCUUCGCGAUACUGGCCCAAGCUGGACACGCCGAAACAUGCCAAGCGGUUUACGUAUCAUGACUUGGACGGCCCCAAGGAGAAUGGCCCGGUGAAGAUUGCGUGGACGGACAAGUUUCUUUUUGUGGAGGAUCCGGCGACGGAGAAUGGAAGGAGGACGCUGAAGCCGGCGACGCUGCGGGAUAGUUGCGCCUGUCCGAAAUGCAGAGAUGUUUCGUCUGGACAGAAGACGUUUUCGUCGGUGGAGAUUCCUGUGGAUGUUGGGUUGGAGCAUGUUAAGCCGACGAAGAAGGGCUUAGAGAUUACGUUUCUCAAUGAUAUUCCGCGAUUUGUGGAGGAUGGAAAGGAUAAGCAUGUCAUGCUUCUGCCGUGGGAAUCAGUCGAUCUGUCGCUCAAGCGCAAGGGCAUGGAGGAUGUGCGUCUGCCUCGCAAACGAUCUGUUCUGCGCCGCACGGGGGUUGUCUACUGGGAUCGCGAGAUUAUCGCCCAGCAGGUGCGGAGGAUUGACUACGCCGAGUUCAUGAAGGAGGACAGCGAGGCCUUUUGGGACGUCAUUAUUGACAUUUGCCGCUUUGGCCUUGUGUAUUUGAAAAACGUGCCGCGAGACGAAGAGUCUGUUGUGCGCAUCACGACGCGCAUUGCGAAUAUCCGCGAGACCUUUUACGGCCGCACGUUUGACGUCCGCGCAAAGCCCAAUGCCGAGAACGUCGCGUACACGAGCGGCUAUCUGGGCCUGCACCAGGACCUGCUAUAUCUCGACCCGCCGCCGAUGAUCCAGGUUCUUCACUGCAUGGAUAAUUCCUGCGCGGGCGGCGAAUCGCUCUUUAGCGACGGCGAGCGCGUCGGGCGUCUCCUCUGGCCCUUCAUCACGAGACAUCGCAUGGCGCCGCUGGCCGAGCACCACGUGCCCUACCAGUACGGCAAACACGGCUAUCACUACUUUAGUUCUCGCUACGUGCUGGACGGCAACGCGUCGGGCUUCUCAAGCGUGUACUGGUCGCCGCCGUUUCAGGGGCGGUACCUCAGCCCCGUCAAGGACAUCCGGCAGUGGCUCGAGCCGGCGCGGAUUUUUGCCUCGCUGAUUAACGACAAGGAUGCGAUUCACGAGCAUAAGAUGGAGGCCGGUGAUUGUGUGCUGUUUGAUAACCUGCGGGUGCUGCAUGGGCGGAAUGCGUUUGAUGUGGAUGGGGGGCAAGGUGCGAGGUGGCUGAGGGGGGCGUAUAUUGCUGCGGAAGACUUUUUGUCGAGGGCGGCGCAUAUUCCGAAGGGAUUGGCGGAGAAGUAUCGUGGUGAGGAAGCAUGGACGCCGGGGUUGGCGCAGAAUAGGCUGAAGAGGAGUGUGUGGUAUGAGGAUGUUGUGAGGAGGGUGAGGGAGCUGGAUCCUGGUGUGGAGGCGUGA
Molecule: messenger RNA, 1659 nt
Organism: Trichoderma gamsii
Lineage: Eukaryota; Fungi; Ascomycota; Sordariomycetes; Hypocreales; Hypocreaceae
Exons: 1
Coding region: 1-1659 (552 amino acids)
Biological process (GO): carnitine biosynthetic process
Cellular component (GO): mitochondrion
Molecular function (GO): oxidoreductase activity
Source: RefSeq, a predicted model, not a curated record